Messenger RNA from Penicillium atrosanguineum, 1338 nucleotides. RefSeq names its product putative Rad51 family DNA repair protein. The record is from RefSeq and is a predicted model, not a curated record. The transcript has 2 exons. Gene Ontology annotation, biological process: DNA strand invasion; double-strand break repair via homologous recombination. Gene Ontology annotation, molecular function: four-way junction DNA binding. Gene Ontology annotation, cellular component: centrosome; replication fork; Rad51B-Rad51C-Rad51D-XRCC2 complex. NCBI's taxonomy places the organism in Eukaryota, Fungi, Ascomycota, Eurotiomycetes, Eurotiales, Aspergillaceae. The coding region runs from base 1 to 1338 and encodes 445 amino acids.
AUGGCUGCCAGCUUAGGCGCGACAUCGUUGGCUGAUGUGCACCACGAAGGUCUAAAUGAGAUCUUACGCGACUUGGCAAAUGCUUAUCCUGUACACGCGGAACAAGAGCCGCAGGUUCUAGGCGUCCCAGUUCUUGACGCGCUACUGGAAGUCUUCAUGCAAAGAGCAAUGGGGUUGUGGGCUGAUACAGCUCAUCAACGAUUAUCGCGAGAACAAAUUCUGACGGAAGAUGAAGAGAUGCUUCUUCUUGGCGACGAGGAAGAAGGCGUGGCCGAACCCGGUGAGAAUCCGGCUACCAGUGAACUGCCAUCCAAUAUCUUGCUCGCCCACUCCAACCGAAGCAAACUGCCCAGCCCUGUUGUGGAGAUCUCAAGUAGCUUGUCAGCUUCUGGAAAAUCUCAGUUGCUGUACUAUUUGAUCGCGCUUGCCAUCUUGCCGCGUUCGUUCGGCGACAGCUCCAUCGGAGGGCACGAGGCAGCCGUCGUCUUGAUUGAUGCCGAUGACCGGUUCGACGCCCGGGCUUUGCGAAUUGUGGUUCGAGGGAUUGCGAGCGAAGCAAAAGGUCUCUCUGACUCAGAUAGAAUCACAGCUCAAGGUCCACCCGACGAUGAGCUCGAAACAGUGGUCAGCUCUGCAAUGCAACACGUUCACGUCUUUCGCCCACAGUCAUCCUCUGCUCUACUAGCCACUUUAUGCGCUUUGGAUACCUAUUUUUUCGAUAUCUCGCGUCACCAUUCGGCCUCACGUCCGUUGCAGAUGAUUGCCAUUGACAGUGUCACAGCAUUCUUCUGGCAAGACCGACUCCGUGACGAAGUUGCGCGCACGGAAGACAUUGGGCGCUCUCGAAUAGAGAUUGAUCAAGAACGUGAACAGAAGCAAGGCUUUUAUCUUUCUGACUUGUAUUCCCAACUAAUCACCGAGUUGAAGCGACUGCAAGGCCGAUUUGGCUGUACCGUUGUGUACACCGCAACGGUCUCUGGCGGCCGACCCUCAUCCAACAGCAGCCAUUUUGCUCUUAGCCCUUAUGACCGAUUACCAUCUCGAACACCGUCACUUCGGCCCGCUCUUCCUGCACCAUGGGGAUUCUUCCCUACCCUUCGCCUUGUUGUGCAUCGUGAUCUGGUACGCUCAUUCCCACCCGCAGCAAGUGCACAUGAUGCAAGAAAAGAUGCUCCCAUGCGGCAAAAGGUUGUGCGACAGGGUAAAUUCUCAGCUUGGAUCAAUUCAUGGGGUCGCGAAGAAUGGCCUCGUCGGGUAGCGGACAGCGUGGAUGCUCUCAACGGCGGAUGCUUUUCUUUUUACGUUCGCGAGACUGGAAUUGAGAUCCCCCCUAUUUGA